AUGCCGCUGGAUACAUUAUAUGUGACAGGGUUUUCGAAGGAGUCGAAGGCUGCUGAUUUAGCACCCGAUUUUGAAAAAUAUGGCGAUUUAGUAAGAUUAGAUAUACCUCCACCAAGAACUGAUGACGGAGAAAAAUAUGCGUUUGUGGAAUACAAAAAUGCUGAAGAUUGCGAAAAGGCCUUAGAACUAAAUGGUAAACAGUUACCGUACUCGCUGAAAGAUGGGUUAGUUGUUCAAUUGGCCAGAUCUGAUCCGUAUUCUGCAAGAAGAGGUGGGUUCAGAGGCAGAGGCGGAUAUGGCUACGCUCCAAGGGGCGGAUACGGUUACGCUCCAAGGGGCGGAUACAGUUACGCCCCAAGAGGUGGAUACGGCUACACCGCAAGUGGUGGAUACGGCUACGCCCCAAGAGGUGGAUACGGCUACGCCCCAAGUGGUGGAUACGGCUACGCCCCAAGUGGUGGUUAUAGAGGUGGUAGAGGGGGCUAUAAUGAUUAUGGUGGCUACAGUAGCGACUACGGCUACGGUGGUAGCUACGGCGGUAGUUAUAGAGGUGGUUACUAUAGUGGCUCAAGAGGUAGUUAUCGCGGUGGUAGAGGAGGUUAUUAUGACCGUGAUAAUGGUUAUCGGAACUAUAGUGAUAGUGACUACCAAAACCAUGAAUACAGUGAUCGUGACUAUAGAUAUAGCCGUGAUGGUCAAUUGAGAGAGUCAACAUACGAUAAUAGAUUGGCUGACACCGACGAUAAUCAUGCAGAGCGUAGUAAUGAUACCCCAUACGAAGAGAACAGCCAUCCAAGGCCAUCAUCUAGAUCUCCAGUGAGAAAAGAAAGGUCAAGGUCGCCUGUUAGAAAAGAAAGGUCAAGGUCGCCUGUUAGAAAAGAAAGGUCAAGGUCUCCAGUCAGACAGGAAAAGCCAAGAUCUCCAACAAGGCAAGAAACCGAUACACAAGAAACGUCCAAAUCACCUCAAUGA
Debaryomyces hansenii CBS767 is the source of this 972-nucleotide messenger RNA. RefSeq names its product Slr1p (gene SLR1). The transcript is spliced from 2 exons. The record is from RefSeq and is a predicted model, not a curated record. Gene Ontology annotation, molecular function: RNA binding. Gene Ontology annotation, biological process: mRNA splicing, via spliceosome. Gene Ontology annotation, cellular component: nucleoplasm; ASAP complex; cytoplasm. The coding region runs from base 1 to 972 and encodes 323 amino acids. Lineage: Eukaryota; Fungi; Ascomycota; Pichiomycetes; Serinales; Debaryomycetaceae.